This is a messenger RNA of Ostrea edulis (European flat oyster), 3466 nucleotides long. RefSeq lists its product as uncharacterized. The transcript has 5 exons. NCBI's taxonomy places the organism in Eukaryota, Metazoa, Mollusca, Bivalvia, Ostreida, Ostreidae. Gene Ontology annotation, molecular function: oxidoreductase activity. The coding region runs from base 134 to 2725 and encodes 863 amino acids. The record is from RefSeq and is a predicted model, not a curated record.
CAAACCUGGUGGCGUAUAAAAACACGACGUCUCAGAUCGUAAAUAUCAUUUUCAACUGAAUAUAAAAGUCGAAACACACAUUAAAAACUGAGGACUAAAUGUUUACAAUUCUUUUGAUUUAAAACAAUAUAGGAUGGCAAUUCCAAAGUGUUUUAUAAGUAUUUUGUUCAUUGGACUUAUACCCGUCACGUUCGCUCUAUUGGAACCCUUGGAUUACCCACUUCCCUUCGCCCAAUGUCUGUAUAGAAUGUGGAAGAAAUCACAUGGUAUCAGAAAAGAAGUUGCGCUAAGCAUAUAUCAUCAAUGCUAUUCAAAUUAUCGAUGGCAGACUUCCUAUUUAAGAGGUUAUGCAGCCAAAAACGUUUCCGAGCCUACCUAUACAUAUACAGGAAGCCUUAUUAGGAGUGUUUUAAAUAGAGUAACGCAUGGACGGAGAAAGCGGCGUCAGGGUGAGGAUCUCCGAAGAGUUAGGAUGGAGUACAGAAUGAUGACAGACAACCAGAGAACCAGAUAUCAUAACACCAUCAACAGACUCAAAUACGUUGAAAAGAUUGAUAACGAGUCAAAAUAUGAUGUGCUAGCUUCGUUCCAUUCGGGUGCCACACAGUACACAGCCCACGGUGGUUGCAACUUCUUAGGCUUUCACCGCCUGUACAUUCUUAUGUACGAAGAGGCUCUUAUCCAGGUGGAUCCUGACGUUGUACUACCUUAUCUGGAUUCCACUCUGGAUUACAACAUGGGAUUGGAAAACAGUGCCAACUCUUUGAUUUGGCACGACGAUUUCCUUGGAACGAAAGAGGGAUUCGUAACCUCUGGACCUUUUGCAAAUUGGAACACAACAAUCGGGCAGCUCUUCAGAAAUGUUGGUAUCUCUGGCCGACCAAUGAAUGACGAAGAAAUAGCUAAUGUCACCUCACGUAAAAGAAUGCAUGAAAUUUGCGGAGAUGACGCCAGCACAUUUCACGACUUAGAAUUCAUACACGGUCCUUUCCAUCUGUAUGUUGAUGGCAAUAUGGGUAUCAUAGAGGUUGCCUCCGAGGAACCAGUCUUCUGGAUGCAUCAUGCCUUUAUUGAUCAUAUCUGGGAAUUACAGCGACAGAAUGCAAAAACCAAUGCAGUUGAUAUUGAGAAUGAUUAUCCAGAGUUGUUUGGUGAUAUCUAUCACGGUCCAGAUGAGCCCAUGGGUUACAUGAUGGAUGGUCUAACAGUGCGUGACGGCUUGAGUGAGGUUUAUACAAAUGAGAUUUACAAAUACGCUCCUAAACCAACUUGCUCAGCAGUUAAACCCUAUUGUGGUUCGCCAUACCUUUUAUGUAUUCAAAAUGAGAAAGCUGAGCAUAAAUGUCGUGCAAUGAGUAUUGAAGAAUAUGAGGACUUCAAGGAAAACGGUGGAGAACACACCGGAAGUACCACAACCACCUCCACCACUACCACUACCACCACAACAACAACAACCACAACAACAACAACCACAACUCCAAAACCAACCACAACUCCAAAGCCAACCACGACUCCUGAACCUUGUCCAACCCUUAGUCCACCUUAUCCUCCUCGUCCAAAAAACCAAUACGGAGACCUUCAUAAACCUAUUCAGAAUUCCUUCUGUGUAAACGGUAAAAAGAACAUCCAGGAAUGGAUUUACAUCCCCAUACGAGUAACCAUUCGCAGACCAUCUGACUUUGGGUCUUAUAGAUCCUACCCUGUUGUAAAUGGAAAACCUAUGGUAAACACAGAUAUCUAUUCGUCUACAGGGUACAGUAAUUUGAAUAGAUACAUGCGCAACACAGGAAAACCUGCAAACUAUGGAAGUUGUAAAAGCACAUACAGUGGAGCUGGAGAAAUCUAUCUUCAAACUGAUGGUCUCAAUUACGACGGAACAUACAAGGAGUUUGCUAUUGUAGAUCACAGACUUGCAGUAUCGGUAUCUAUUGCAUAUGUCGCUAUAAAGAACCCGGGAUCAGGACAAGCUGAUGUUCUAUUAUCAUCCUACGACUCGUGCGGACGAGUCUGUCGACCAUCUUGUCUUGUGCCUGGAACAACUAAUCUCUAUCGCCCUUGCUCAGGUGCUAUUCGCGUAAACACAAAACAACCUUUGAUGUUUGGAAAAAACUUCGGAGAUUCCGUUCUUGGGGUAUGGGACUUUCAGUCGGAAAAAACAUGUCCUCAGUUUUCAACUAACCAAAUUUACGUAUCCUUCUAUUGUGACUACAGCGACCGUUGGCCGUGGCAAUCUGCUAUUAAUCAACCCGGAGCUAGGGAUCCACCCACACCUCCUGCCGGAGUGAAGGUCCACAGGCAGCAAAUGAAACCAAGCCCACUACAACAUUUACGCCCUUCUACCACCACCACCACCACCACCACCACUACAACAGAACCGACCACUACUACAACCGAACUAAAUACCAUUGCAAUGGAAUCACCUGCCUCACUCACAUCUUCACUAAAGAAAUGUCCAUUGCCCAAUAAAGGAUGUACAAUACUCAAGUCUGAUUGCGAUGCUCCAUGUACACCUGGAAAAUCUUACCACUGUGUUGAAUCUUGCGAUCGAUUUGCAAGGUGCUGGGCAGGGUUUUACUUCGUCCAGCAGUGCUAUAAAGCUCAUUUCGAUCCCGAAUCUGGUACGUGUCAAUUGGGCAGAGGACACUGUACAGAUGAAGAAUGGAAUCCAACAAUCAGUAGAAGAAGGCAACGGAAGAAGUUUUCCGGGUUCGGAAUGGGUAAAUAAACUUCACUGCGUUCCAGAUUCAUCAGAAAUACACAAGUACUAACUUAAACAAUAUGUUACAAAGCUUGUUAUUUACAAGGAAACAAAUAUAUGAUUGGCUGAAUUUUGUUUUAGAUAUUAGUCAAUUUUAAAUUUACUGUGCAUUGCUUUCUUUGCAAAUAACAAGCAGUUCCAGUAAAUCCGAGCAUAUAUAUAUACGUUAAAGAUCUCUGAUCGUAAUGGAAUGUGCAAUGGUUUUAUAUUAGCCAAAAUCAUGAACAAAGUGCAAUAUUUUAUUACUCGUAUGUGCCAUAUUUAUUUUGUCAUCAUGUCUCAAAAUAAGCCAUGACAAGUCCCAAACAUGACCGAAAAUAUCGUGUUCGAUGUACCCGUUCACUUAAGUCUACAAAUGGUCCUGACAGUUAUUGUGUAUACAUCACUCUUCUUUGAUUCAGGAUUAGACUUGUACAGCAUAACAGCAUUCUAAUCCCUCCUCAAGCAUGUGCCAAAUUUGUUCUUUUGUCGUAAAUCUAUGCAAUGUAGUUUGGGUAUGGUUUCCAGUCUUCUUAUACUUUCCUCGGUUUUUGGUUGAAUGAUCCGUGGGGGACAAGUCUGUGAUUAAUUACAUUGCACAGUAUAGUGCUUCAUCAUCCAUUUUGUAAUUUAUUUUAUAAUGUUCAUUGCUGUAAUAUAUCACGUUUCGAAUUGUUGUUUUAUACAUAUUUCAAAUGUGCAUUUUGAAAUAAAAAGAUAUUAUAAAAA